Messenger RNA from Pieris macdunnoughi, 1812 nucleotides. Lineage: Eukaryota; Metazoa; Arthropoda; Insecta; Lepidoptera; Pieridae. The record is from the annotation of a GenBank genome assembly.
AUGGAUACUAAAUCUGAUGUUGACUCAAUUCAAAAGGCUCGUGAUGGAGUAAAAGCUGCAAGGGAUGCUAAAAAACUAGCUAAGCAAGCCAAAAAGAAAGGUCUAUCUGAUACUAAAACUACAGAAGUACAUAUAGAUAGCAAAGUAUCAAAUAAAACUAUAGAAAGUACUACUGAACAUGAAAAAACAGUUGGCAAAAGUAGCAUUGAUGAAGUUGACCGUGCUGAAAUAGGGAGUAUGCAAGACACCCUUCAAUUGUUAAAUUUAUUAAAAACAAAGUUAAAGAGUGCCUCACCAAAUGAUCAAGACAUAGGAAAUGUACCAGUAGGUGAGAAUUUGACAGUUAAUGAUGUUGUAAAUACAUUAAAGGAUAUUGUCAAUGUCGCAAAGGAUGUAGAGAAUGUCACGGCCAUCGUCCAAUCAAUGAAUGUUCAAAAGUCUGGAAAUGAGAAAGUUGAAAGUAACAUUAACACACCAGUACAAAAAGAAAAGAAACCUCAAAUAGAAGAAAAACCUGACAUCAAAGGAGAGGAUGACAAAAAAGGUGUAGGAGAGGGAAAAAGUAAGGCUGAAUUAAAGGCGGAGAGGAGGGCUAAACAAGAGGCCCAGAGAGCAGCCAAAUUAGCACAAACACAGGAAAAGGAACAGAAACCAAUUAUUAAACCUAAAAUAGCACCAGAAAAAGCUAAAGAGGUUGAUAUUAAAAAGGAAAAGUCACCAAAACCGAAAACAUUUGAGAAGCCGAAAAAGUCUCAAACAACACAGAAAUGCAACUGGUUUCAACAUCUUCACACUGUACAUGACAAGGAGGCUCUCAAACAAGUUGCUAUCAAUUCUAAUUUACACCCGGCAGUGAUAAAAUUGGGGGUUCAGCUCGCAUCGCGUGUUGUGAUCGGAUCCAAUGCAAGGUGUAUAGCACUGUUGGACGCACUUAAAAAGAUGGUCCGUGACUAUACCCUUCCAGCCAAGACAGAGUUCGCUCGAGGCUUAGAAGCUCAGUUGGCAGCGAGUUUAGCUUUUCUAUGGAAAAUGAGAGCUCCUUCAGCCUCUCAAGUUAACGCUAUCAAGCACUUUAGACACCAACUCACCCAAUUACCGAACAAUGUUGAUGAGUUUGAUGCAAAGAAGAAACUUCAAGAGGAAAUAGACAGAUAUAUUCGUGAACAAAUCGAUAUGGCGGGUGAAGCUAUUAGUAUCGCUGUGAGAAAUAAAAUAUCGAACGGUGAUAAUAUCCUCACUUAUGGGUGUUCAUCGUUAAUCGAACGAAUCCUAAGAGAAAGUCACGAAGCGGGGGUGCAAUAUCGUGCGGUCAUUGUUGGGAACAGAGUGAGUCAUUCAGCGCGAGAAAUGCUUCGACGACUUGUAUCUGCGGGUGUGGCCUGUACUUAUGUCGAUAUCUCGGCGCUUAGCUAUGUUAUGAAGUCGAUUAACAAAGUCCUUUUAGGAGCUAACGCAUUGCUGGUAAACGGUUCAGUCCUUGGUGCAGUGGGUACGCUGCAGGUGGCUUUAGUUGCGCGUGCGCACAACGUUCCCGUUUUGGUGGCAUGUGAGACGCACAAAUUUUCAGAUCGCGUGCAAACUGACGCAUUUGUCGAUAAUGAAAUUGGUGACGCUGAUGCACUAAUUGACAAGUCAGACGAGAACUCCCCUCUAAAGGACUGGCGUUCAAAUCCCAACUUAAAUCUUCUGAACUUGACAUAUGACGUCACGCCAGCUAGCCUCGUUACUGCAGUGGUCACUGAAUUGGCAAUAUUACCUUGUACAAGUGCACCAGUCAUUCUUAGAUUUAAAACUUCUGAAUAUGGAAUGUAA